UUUUCAUUGAAAAUAUUAUAAAAUCAAUAUGAAUUACGCUGAUUCUAGAACUAGCCCAAAGGACCAAAGUUGUCUGAAAAGCUCUGGCUCUGGCGAUAAAGAAAAGUCUCUAAAAAGUACUCUGGAAAUGAGUAUGGAGAAGAUCGAAUCUUUUACUUUAAAAGAGAAAGAUUUUGAACAAAUUAUUGAUGAUGAUCAUUUUACUGACGAUUCUCUAACAAAAUAUAAAAAUAGUAUCGAUUACUCCCAGUUUGAGUUAACAGAAAUCAACAAUGGGCUUCUUAUUAGUAAGAAAGAAAAAGAGAUUACUAAUACUUAUGAUUUAAUUGAUGAACAAGAGUUAGGCCACAUCCCAGGAUAUAGAAAGGACACAUUAGAGUCAGCCAAUAAAAUUUUUACAUCUACUUACUCCAGCGAUUGAGAUUUAAAUUCAUACUCUGGAGAUGGACAAGACUUCUUACCUUUCUCCAAGUUUUCCCAACAUCAAAGGUUUGCUAAAACUGAGAAGAAGGCUAAGGGAGGCUUGAAGCAGGCUGAAAUGGGAAAGCACCCUACUCAGAAAUACAAGGAUGUUCUUGAAACAAUGGAGUCUUGCUCAUCCCAUUCUUCCGACUCAGAAGAGGAGGAGGAUGAUUUUGAAGACUCUUCAUAA
Molecule: messenger RNA, 652 nt
Organism: Moneuplotes crassus
Lineage: Eukaryota; Ciliophora; Spirotrichea; Euplotida; Euplotidae
Source: the annotation of a GenBank genome assembly